AUGGCCGCCUUUCAGCAACAUCCCUCCGCCACGCUCCCGCUCCUUUCAACCACGCACCGCUUCCUGCCUCAGACAGCCAAUCCGUGCGCGCUUACAUCCUGGGUUCUCAGAGGGCUCAUCGAUCGCUCCACCCCUCACCCCUCCGAAACAAAGGGGCGCCAAAAAUGGCCUUCAGCACCACGCAGGCUGAACUCUGGCCAGCACCCAGCUGCCAUGGCUAUAAAUACCCUCUUCCCAGCCGACCAUCCAUCCCCUGUUCAACUGGGUCCUUUCUUCGCCUCAAACGCCACCUCGAAGCUCUCCCCCUGGUCUCUCGCCGUUCUUCCUUCUUUUCAAUCGUCUCUUAAGACGCCCCGACCUCUAAAGUCGUUCCUCCUCACGGUCAAUGAAUCUGUCAGCCAUGCGUCGUCGUCGGUCGCCCGAUGCCAGUAA
Molecule: messenger RNA, 432 nt
Organism: Penicillium chermesinum
Lineage: Eukaryota; Fungi; Ascomycota; Eurotiomycetes; Eurotiales; Aspergillaceae
Exons: 1
Coding region: 1-432 (143 amino acids)
Source: RefSeq, a predicted model, not a curated record